Messenger RNA from Nezara viridula (southern green stink bug), 213 nucleotides. NCBI's taxonomy places the organism in Eukaryota, Metazoa, Arthropoda, Insecta, Hemiptera, Pentatomidae. The record is from the annotation of a GenBank genome assembly.
AUGAAGACACCAUUGUUAUCUCGUGAAUCGGAACUCAAUGAAUCCCGAAUUGGGAUGGAGACGCUGUAUACGAACAGGCUGCACGGGUUCCCCAACCUCACGGCAGGCCAGUUCGGCCCCGUGCCAGAGGAAGGAGUCUUAUCCUUAGUCGUGGUCCUGGCUACCAGCGUCUCUCUGGUAGCUCUGGUCUUCGCCUUCAUAACUUACAGGUGA